AUGUUUUACACAUGUGGACCCAAUGAAGCCAUGGUCGUCUCAGGCUUUGGCCGCUCUCCUCCUUUAAUGAUUGCAGGAGGACGAGUUUUCGUCGUUCCAUGUAUUCAGCAGAUCCAGAGGAUCACUCUGAAUACGCUGACUCUAAAUGUGAAGAGUGACAAAGUGUACACCAGACAUGGUGUCCCCAUUUCUGUUACGGGCAUUGCUCAGGUGAAAAUCCAAGGCCAGAACAAAGAGAUGCUAGCCACGGCCUGCCAAAUGUUCAUGGGCAAAUCGGAGCCUGAAAUUGCCCAGAUUGCCUUGGAGACGCUGGAGGGCCACCAGAGGGCUAUCAUUGCUCACCUAACUGUGGAGGAGAUCUACCAGGACCGCAAGAAGUUCUCUGAGCAGGUUUUCAAGGUGGCCUCUUCCGACCUGGUCAACAUGGGGAUCGGGGUGGUCAGUUACACUCUCAAGGAUGUCCAUGAUGAUCAGGAUUACCUCCACUCUCUGGGCAAGGCCAGGACAGCCCAAGUGCAGAAGGACGCCAGGAUCGGAGAGGCGCAGUACAAGCGGGACGCUGUCAUCAGGGAGGCCCAGGCUAUGCAGGAGAAGGUGUCUGCUCAGUACAAGAACGAGAUCGAGAUGGCCAAAUCCCAGCGGGACUACGAGCUGAAGAAGUCAGCCUACGACGUGGAGGUCAAUACCAAGAAGGCGGAGUCAGAAAUGGCCUAUCAACUUCAGGUGGCCAAAACCAAGCAGCGCAUUGAGGAGGAAAAGAUGCAAGUGCAAGUGGUGGAGCGCAGUCAGCAGAUCAUGCUGCAGGAGCAGGAGAUUGUCCGCAAGGAGAAGGAGCUGGAGGCCAAGGUCAAGAAGCCCGCUGAGGCUGAGAAAUAUCGUCUGGAGAGACUGGCAGAGGCGCAGCGCCUUCAGCUCAUCAUGGAGGCCGAGGCUGAAGCAGAGUCCAUCAAAAUGAAGGGCGAGGCUGAGGCGUUUGCGCUGGAAGCCAAAGGUCGCGCCGAGGCCGAGCAGAUGUCCAAGAAAGCUGAAGCCUUCAAGCAGUACGGAGAAGGCGCCAUGGUGGACAUGCUGCUGGAGAAGCUGCCUAUGAUGGCCGAGGAGAUCAGCAAGCCGCUGUCGUCGGCCCAGAAGAUCACCAUGGUUUCCAGCGGCGGCGCGGACGUCGGCGCCGCCAAGCUGGCCGGUGAGGUUCUGGAGAUCAUGACCCGCGUGCCAUCAGCGGUGGAGAAGCUCACCGGGGUGGACAUCUCCCAGGUACCCACACACAGCAUAUGCCAUCAUACGCACAGUUUCUAA
Molecule: messenger RNA, 1296 nt
Organism: Nerophis lumbriciformis (worm pipefish)
Lineage: Eukaryota; Metazoa; Chordata; Actinopteri; Syngnathiformes; Syngnathidae
Source: RefSeq, a predicted model, not a curated record